GGAAUCAAACCCAGGGCUUCAUGCAUGCUAGGCAAGCACUCUACCACUAGGCCACAUUCCCAGCCCUGUAUGUCCAAAAUUUGAAGGAGUUAAGUAACUAGCUCUUGGUUCCACAGUGGAUCAAUUGAUAGACUGAGAUCAGAUCCUAAGUGGUCAGGCCUCAGGACUACAGUUCUGUUCAGUAGAGCAAUCCCUGGGUUCAUGAGCAGUCCCAGGAAGAGGCUCUUGGACUGUCCUAACUCAAGUUUAUGCAUAUGCAGUAGGAGGAGGUGAUGUAGGAGUCCAGGGUUGCUGGUUCCUUCCUCAGUGACCUAGAAGGCUAAGACUGGUGUUAAAAUAACCUAAGAUUCUCAGAGAACCCACAGGGAGAAAAAUUUCUUUGCAGGAGAUAUUUGAUAAUGUGUGAAGAUAUUCUUAGUAUCACACAUGGAUGUUAGGUGUUACUGUGAACUAGUAAAGAGGCCAGAAAUAGUGUUCCACAUUCUACAAAGCACAGGACAGUUCCCCAUAAGAAAGAACUACCCAGCAUCCAAUGUAAACAUUCCUGAGGCUGAGAAAGACAGGGCAGCCAGGCAGCUACUAUGAUGUUCCUGCCCUCAGCUGUGGGAAGAGACUCCAGCAGACACAAAGCUGACCAAAGCUCCUCUCUUCUUAGGGUCUUAAAGGAACAGUGGAUUCGAGCUAAGUAUGAGAGACAGGAGUUUAUGGCUAAUGGGAAACCCAUCUCUAUGCCAGGUAACCGUGAAGGAAUCCUGUGGAAGCGGGGAAGGGACAAUGCUCAGUUCCUGAGGAGGAGGUUUGUCCUUCUGGCCAGAGAAGGCCUCCUGAAGUACUACACCAAGGAAGAGAGUAAAGGCCCCAAAGCAGUCAUCAGCAUCAAGGAUUUGAAUGCCACCUUCCAGACAGAGAAAAUAGGGCACCCACAUGGGCUGCAGAUCACCUACAGGAAAGAAGGCCACAUCCGGAACCUGUUUGUAUAUCAUGAACGUGGGAAAGAGAUAGUAGACUGGUUCAAUGCCCUUCGUGCAGCCCGUUUGCAGUACCUCAAAGUGGCCUUUCCUGAACUCCCGGAGGCUGAGCUCGUGCCCUUCAUCACCCGGAACUACCUCAAACAAGGCUUCAUGGAAAAGACUGGCCCAAAGCAGAGAGAACCUUUCAAGAAAAGGUGGUUUGCCCUGGAUCCCCAAGAGAGGAGGCUGCUGUAUUACAAGAACCCUCUGGAUGCCUUUGAGCAGGGCCAGGUUUUUCUGGGGAGCCGCGAGCAGGGUUAUGAGGUAUGUGAAGACCUGCCCAAGGGUGUUCGAGGGAAUCGCUGGAAAGCUGGCCUCACCGUGGUCACCCCGGAGCGGAGGUUCAUCUUCACCUGUCCCAGUGAGAAGGAGCAGAGAGAGUGGCUGGAAAGUCUGCGAGAUGUCCUGUCCCGCCCCUUAUCGCCUCUCUACCUCCUCACUGCAUCAGCAGAGAGUGGCUAUGGCAGCAGGUGACCUUUUGUCACAGUGUCAUUACUGAGGAGGAGACUGGCCACUGAGCACCUGAGGUCCUGGGGCACAGGAGAGUUCACCUCUGCCCUGGUUCACCAGCUGUCCCUGGCAGAGAGCUCUGACAAGACUGAAGCUGGGAAGAUUUCUGCUACUGCUGCCUGGACUCCCUCUGGUUCUCACCGCCUGGCCUCACAAAGCUGUGGAUCUGGUACAGAGAAGAACCCACAGCCCUGUUCUACUGCACCCAAGGUGGCAAUGUUAUGAAGGCCCAGAGCCUUUUCCCAUCUGACGUGGAGGCAUCAGGAUGAAAAAGCAACACAGCCUCAUGCAGAUGACAUGUGGCCCAACAAAAUAAAAAGUAAAUAUUUAA
Perognathus longimembris pacificus (Pacific pocket mouse) is the source of this 1851-nucleotide messenger RNA. RefSeq names its product ArfGAP with dual PH domains 2 (gene Adap2). Gene Ontology annotation, molecular function: phosphatidylinositol bisphosphate binding; GTPase activator activity. NCBI's taxonomy places the organism in Eukaryota, Metazoa, Chordata, Mammalia, Rodentia, Heteromyidae. Gene Ontology annotation, biological process: positive regulation of GTPase activity. The transcript has 9 exons. Bases 582 to 1484 code for a protein of 300 amino acids. Gene Ontology annotation, cellular component: intracellular membrane-bounded organelle; plasma membrane. The record is from RefSeq and is a predicted model, not a curated record.